AUGCAGGUGCUGGAGAAGGACCCGUCUGCUAGCUGGUCGAGCGUGGGGGCAGUGGAGUUUCAGGUGGUGCUUCUUGCAGGAGGACCCGGAAGCAGGAUGUCGCCCCUAUCUACUGAAAUCCCCAAGCCACUGCUCCCCAUUGCCAACCGCCCCAUGAUUUCCUAUCAAUUGGAGUUCCUGGAGAGGGCUGGCUUCUCAGAGGUGAUUAUUGUCGCGCAAGAAGAGGCCUCGAGCGAAUUGCGAUCCUACGUGCACGAGAUCUAUAAGGGCAAGGUCAGGGUAGACUGGCACUUCCUCGCCGACACCAUGGGCACUGCCGAAGCCCUCCUCCAGAUCAAGGACAAGAUUAAGGUGCUCCCCUCUUAUGCCGCGCUAGCUACCUGGGCCCAGUCGGUCCCAUCGCUCACGCUGGCUCUCCGUGCACAGACCAACUUCAUCGUCAUGAGCAGCGACUUGGUGGUGGACGAGAAGUUCCUGCACGGAAUGGCCGACUUGCAUCGGCUGCAGGACGCCAUGGUGACGCUCCUCAUCAGCCGUCCGAAGCCGGUCGAGGGCGCAACCGGCCCCGUCGUGGACACCAAGAACGAGUACGGCCUCAUGGACUACGUGGGCCUGAAGGAGGACGGCGAGAGGCUGCUCUACUUCAAGGCUGCCGCCGACAUUGAGAACAAGAUGCGCAUCUCCAAGAAGCUGCUGAGGAAGAACUACAGCCUGACGAUCCACACCAACCUCGUCGAUGCCCACUUCUACAUCUUCUCCAAAGCUGCCCUGGCGAUGUUGGAGGCGAGGAAGGAGAAGAUCGUCAGCAUCAAGGGCGAGCUCAUCCCCUACCUCGUCCGAUGCCAGUUCCGGAAAGCUUUCACUCGAGAAGAUGCCCCCAUCAAGCGUCCGUUCAGCAAGGCCUACAGCAUGACUUCUGCUCGCGUUGACACCACCGAUAAGAUCCGUUGCUUCGCGUACACGAUGGAGGGCGGCUACUGCUCGCGAGCCAACACCAUCAAGUCCUACGUUCAGAUGAACCUCGAUAUCGCCAGCCGAGGCGCUUGCUACUCGCCAUUGGAACCCGUGACCAAGAAUUCGUACAUCCACCCCGCUGCAGUCAUUAGUCCCAAGACACAGGUGGGCGCUGAGUGCGUGGUGGGCGAGGGGACCCGCGUCGGUGAGCGCGCGUCGAUCAAGAAGUCGGUCAUUGGCAAGCACUGCGUGAUCCACGACGGAGUGAAGAUCAUCAACUCGGUCAUCAUGAACCACGUCACCAUCUCUGCUGGAUGCGUUAUCAACGGCUCUGUGGUCUGCAACAACGUGUACAUGAAGGAGAAGUGCAACAUCAAGGACAGCCAAAUUGGCGUAUCCUACAACGUGCCAGAGAAGACCGACAUCAAGAACGAAUCCCUGUGCCGCGAAACGGAAGGAAUGGGCAUCUAG
This is a messenger RNA of Acanthamoeba castellanii str. Neff, 1425 nucleotides long. RefSeq names its product bacterial transferase hexapeptide repeat-containing protein. Gene Ontology annotation, molecular function: translation initiation factor activity; guanyl-nucleotide exchange factor activity. NCBI's taxonomy places the organism in Eukaryota, Discosea, Longamoebia, Acanthamoebidae. The record is from RefSeq and is a predicted model, not a curated record. The transcript has 9 exons. Gene Ontology annotation, cellular component: eukaryotic translation initiation factor 2B complex; guanyl-nucleotide exchange factor complex. Bases 1 to 1425 code for a protein of 474 amino acids. Gene Ontology annotation, biological process: biosynthetic process; cytoplasmic translational initiation.